UCCAAGUUUGGUGAGGUCGCAUGGAGAUCGUCUUGCUCUGUCUGUACUCUGUAGUAGUAGGACAUGUCUAGUAGGAGCAUUCUCGCUGCCGUUACAGAAGCCGCGUCUCUGUGAAUAUUUCUCCAUUAGUGGGUAGUGAUUCUGUUUUGAUUUUCCUCUCGUGCAAUCUGCGACGACACUCUACCCCCUUGACAAUAGUAUCCGUGUCGUGUCAAAGAUUUCAAACUCUACGCUCUCGUGAAUAACAUCGUCACCAGCCAUGAAGAAAGGUGAUAAAGAGUGGCUGAUUUUCGCCGAAACUGGUAAAUGGAUCAGCAGUCUAUUUGCUUCACACUGUUGCCCGUGGUUCCUUCCGUCACGCUCAUCGGCAACGGCAACGGCAACGGCACCAGCAGCCAUACCAUCAUCAUCACUAGAUGGAAUAUUGAAAAAGCAACCGAAUCCGAAUUGCGAUCACAAGAUGAAGGGAACGGCAGCGAGAGCAGAUUCGACGCUGAAUUGGAUCCACCACGACUCUGAUUUGCCCGAUUUCUACUUCCGCACAAUCCAAAAGGAAAACGUCGAACAAGUCGCCGAGUUCCUGCUCAAAUAUUUCUUCGCCGAAGAACCACUCGGCCAGUCGCUUAAACUCGACCCCAACAAGGAAGUCCGCCCUUGGCUUUCCAAAAUGCUGGAGCACGAGAUACGCGAAGGAUUGUCGAUUGUUGUCCGACUACGAUCCCUCGAUAGCGAAGACUCGACGGUUGACAAUCAAGGUGAAAUUGUAGCCGUUUGCCUAAAUGACGUUGAGCGGAAAGUAAACGAUCCAGAAGAUGUCAACAUCUUCACGUUCGUCGAACGCGACUCGCAGCCCAACAUGUGGAUGAUCACUCGCGUACUAGAUGAAUUGGUCUCCGGCGAAGAUGUUUUCAACGGCUAUCAAGUCGAAUCGCUGGUUUCCUGCCAAAUGCUCUGUGUUAAUCCACGUUUUGGCGGACGGGGACUGGCUCAAAAAUUGAUUCAGUUGACGGAGGAAUUGACUAAAACGUUGGGCUAUUCUUUGAUAAUCUCGGAGGCGACGAGUGAAUUUUCGGCUCGCGCUUUCCUUAAGGCUGGUUUUCUUUGUCUAAAAACAAUCCAAUACGACGCUUUUACAAUUGAUGGUGACCAACAGCCGUUCCAGCAACUCUCAUCGGACGGGGUCCAUACGGCCGCCAGACUAAUGAUCAAACAUUUGAAAUGAUUUUUAGGCGAAUUAAAAUCUAGGUCAUUUUGAUAAAACAAGCAGGCUACACUGGGUAAUGUGCCAAUGCCAUGGCCGUAAUGCGUCACCUAACGUUUUGAGCGGUUUUGAGGCUCGAGCUAUCCGUUCCUUUUGUACUAAUUAUGAAGCGAUAAACCUACGUAUAUUUUGUAUUUAGCCUAAGUAGAGGCUAUCUUCUAUCGGUGCUUUUGUUGACUGCAUGUCCCAUUUAAAGUUGCUGGAGUUGUGUCCUUCAAAGAAUACGGAUUCAUGGAGUGGACGGAAAAGUUAACAGUCAAGAAAGUCCAUGAUCGAAGACAGGACUCGAAGCGAUUUCUUAAAUAGUUAAAGAAAAUAAAAAACAUUUUUAUAUUUCUCUUCAAUUCAAAGAGAAUGGGAUUUCCUCCGACAAGAAUUCAGUCAAAUUUCUUAUUCGAAAUAUUUAAAAAAAUAUUUGCACAUUUUGUAUUGCUACGCAUAAUGCGUUUUUUAAUAACGACGAUGAAAAACCUGUGUGAAAAACCUAUAGUCACUGAUAGUCAAGUAAAUUCCAAACUAGUCGUUUCCAUUUUAUGUACUACAAUGACAAUAUAUUCUUUACAUUUGACAGCAAUUUUAUACUCUUCUAUCUAUAUUAUAUUUAUUACGUUUUUGGAAAUGAUAAUACAUUUAAUCUUACUCAAAGA
Molecule: messenger RNA, 1908 nt
Organism: Daphnia pulicaria
Lineage: Eukaryota; Metazoa; Arthropoda; Branchiopoda; Diplostraca; Daphniidae
Exons: 3
Coding region: 260-1222 (320 amino acids)
Molecular function (GO): N-acetyltransferase activity
Source: RefSeq, a predicted model, not a curated record